UAGACAAUUAAAAUUUGAAUCACAUUCACUUUUGUCUAAUAAGCACAAUGACCUUUUUUCAAUAUACUAUAUUAUUUUUAGCCACUAGUCUCUUCAUCAUUUUAUACAAUAUAUGGAGACGAAACAAAAAUGUACUUUCACCAAAUUGGCCAAUAAUUGGCAUGCUACCAUCACUUUUGUAUAAUCAAUCCAAUAUGCAUGAUUUUACAACCCUACUUUUGAAUCAUUAUGGUGGCACUUUUCAUUUCAAAGGACCUUGGUUCACAAACAUUGCCAACUUUACCCUCACCGGUGAUCCCAUGAAUGUGCACCAUAUCCUCAGCAAGAAUUUCAGCAACUAUGGGAAAGGAUCUGAUUUCCAUGAGAUUUUUGAUGUUCUUGGUGUUGGUAUUUUCAAUUUGGAUUCUAAUGAAUGGAAACAAGAAAGGACAUUACUUCAUUCAUUGCUCAGAAAGAAAAACUUUGAGAUAUUCAAUCAACAAAACAUUCAAAAGAAGCUAGAGCAUUGCCUAUUACCAUUUCUUGAUCAAGCAUCCAAAGGUAAACAAGUAGUUGAUUUACAUAAUGUUAUUGAGAGAUUCACCUUUGAUAUUACUUGUACUUUUAUAUUUGGAUUCGAUCCUAAUUGUCUUGACAAGUUCGAUGAGUUAUCAGAUGUUAAUUCUUGUGUAAAAGCUAUUUCUGUGAUUGAGGAUAUGUUAUUGUCUAGACACUGUAUUCCAAAGUAUAUUUGGAAGCUUGAAAAAUGGCUACAAAUUGGUCAGGCUAGAAAGAACAAGGUAGCUCAAGAAAAUGUUUAUAAAUUCUUAUACAACUGUAUAUCUUCUUACCAAGAUAAUGAGGACGGAGACGAAUCUCCUUCUUGCUUUUUAAAAGAACUAAUGAAAGAAGGAUUGGGAAAGGGAGAAAUGACCAAGGAGUAUAUUCGAGACACAACAAUCAAUCUCUUGGCAGCAGGAAAUGGAACAGUUAGUUCAGGUCUUAGUUGGUUCUUUUGGCUUGUUUCAACUCAUCCUAUUGCCGAAGCUAAAAUUAUUCAAGAGAUCAAAGAUAAAUGUUUAACACAAGACGAGAAUUUGAUCGUAGAUUUAAAUGUUCAAGAGCUUGAUAGGCUAGUUUACCUUCAUGCAGCUAUAUGUGAAGCGUUAAGGCUUUAUCCUCCUGUACCAUUUGAACACAAGUGUGCAGUUAAAUCUGAUAUACUACCGAGUGGAGACCAUGUUACUCCAAAUACAAAGUUAAUAUAUUCUUUGUAUGCGAUGGGAAGGAUGAAACAAAUAUGGGGAGAAGACUGCUUGGAAUUUAAGCCGGAGAGAUGGAUAUCAGAUAAAGGGCAAAUUAUACAAGUGCCGUCUUAUAAGUUCAUUGCAUUCAAUGCAGGUCCAAGAAGUUGUAUUGGGAAAGAUAUUACCUUUGUUCAAAUGAGAAUGGUUGCAGCUUCUAUAUUAUGGAAGUUUCACAUACAAGCAGUGGAAGGUCACUCUGUCAUUCCAAGGGUUUCUAUGGUUCUUCGUAUGAAACAUGGAUUUAAGGUCAAUGUCAGUAAAAGAUGUAUUUGAUAUAAGAAUGAAAGUUCUGUGAAUUUAAGAUUAAUUAGUGUGAUGCUUGUUGAGUGUUUCCUUGAAUGUAUUUAUUUAUAUGUCCUAGUUGAAUAACGUUAUGGUUGGAUUAUACUAUUUUUCUACUUGUUUUUGUUGUUAGGAAAUGGAUGCAUAUUUCCUUAAUGGUUGGGUUUCUGAACUUGUGAUAUGUUAUAUGUUAUCAAUUAUUAAGUUUUUGUUU
Messenger RNA from Trifolium pratense (red clover), 1782 nucleotides. Its product is annotated as alkane hydroxylase MAH1-like. Bases 48 to 1559 code for a protein of 503 amino acids. The transcript has a single exon. The record is from RefSeq and is a predicted model, not a curated record. Gene Ontology annotation, molecular function: monooxygenase activity; heme binding; oxidoreductase activity, acting on paired donors, with incorporation or reduction of molecular oxygen. NCBI's taxonomy places the organism in Eukaryota, Viridiplantae, Streptophyta, Magnoliopsida, Fabales, Fabaceae.